AUGGAUAGAGGAUUUCCCACAAAUUCCCUACAAAACACGGCCUAUCCGAAUACGCUAGCACGCUGUUUGGCCCAGGCACAAAAUGAUCGAACGCGUGUUGCACCGCCUUUGCCACAAAUCCGUCCGAGCUCGCGUAUGUUACGCUCAUUGUCUACAAAGGAACAUACAUGUGUGGAACUUUCCGAGCCGGCUCUAUGUGAUUACUGUCAUCGAUCUGUUCCAUUGGCCUCGAUUUGCAGACCUCCGGUCUAUACGUACGCGCUCAAUUCCAGUUAUCCGAUAGAUUCUGGCCGUCAGGGAGAGGAUUCGGCGGAGGAUGUCCCGUCCGAGUCAGAGGGGCUUAACAACAUCAACGACAAAAAUAAUACAAACAGUAACAUAAAUGACUCACUCUUGACUCAGCCGAAAUUAGAUUCAUGGCCUUUAUCAAGAGACUGUGUAUUUUACAUCACUAUCAAUGAGGAUCGUUUGGCUGGUCCGUUUCUCUUUACUUCUGUGCCAUCUGACGCACAAUCGAGCGAUGCGGAUACUGUCGUUCAAACUGGUUUUCUCAAUGUAUUUCAUCCGGAAGGUCUUCACUUGUCUAUCUUUAUGCCCACAACAGAUUUGUCCCGUUUGGAAUGUCAACGCUCACUGUCCCCACGCAGUCGGUACAAUUUUCAUCGACUCACACUGUGCUACCCGCGUCUUGGUGAGUAA
This is a messenger RNA of Echinostoma caproni, 699 nucleotides long. NCBI's taxonomy places the organism in Eukaryota, Metazoa, Platyhelminthes, Trematoda, Plagiorchiida, Echinostomatidae. The record is from the annotation of a GenBank genome assembly.